GCAAACGGUUAGGAUCGUGUGUUUAUGAGUUAAAAAGUGGCGGCGGCUAUGGGAUUGGAAUUAUUCUUUCGUACCAUUUUUAGUGGGCGGCCAGUGUCGAAUUUCCACUUUUGAAACGAUAAUGUGCAGUGCCAAACCGAUUGGAGUGGAUUUAUUGCUGGUCAAAGCGUUUCAGUCCCGACGCAAUAGCAAAUCUCUAAUCUCAAGUGUUCUAUUCUAUUUCUGAAAGUGAUUAAUUUUUUUGUGUGAACCGUGGGACCGCUGUUAAAACCUUACAUCAUCAGAAUAGUGGGGGUACUAAAGGGCUGCAUGGGAUACGGCAAACCGAAAAUUAUUAUUGAAGAAUAAUUGUUGUUCCAUGUCAUUCACACGGUGCAUACAUAAAACGCAGACAAGCUGGUUGGCGAAUCGGAAUCCAGUCGAAAGGCCCGAAGGAAGGAAUCGAAUAAAUAGGAAAAAUAAAAAUAAAGUAUGCACGGAUUGCGGUCGACGAAGAGAAAGGAAGAAAUCGGUUGCACAAAGAGGUGUUAUCCGAGAAGAUUGAAAUUUAUAGAUUUUAUCAUUUGAUCGAAGAAGAGUUUUACCAACGUUUGCUCUCGGGUAGGGACGGAAAACAAAAAUCAAUGUGUAUCGUCGCCAGUAGUCCCGUUCUAACAUCAAGCAUCUUAUCAUGAGAUCAUCAAUAAGUGUUACGAAAAUUCUCACGUUUUGUUUCAUACUUUUGAUUUUAAUUUUGAAAGCGAAAUUGUGUGUGAGUUUUGUCUCUACUAGUGGUGGCGUUAGUAGUGAUGACUCACUUCAGUCUGCAGUUCAGUUCGUAGAGCCUCAGCUGAACGUAUCGUCGUCGGAUGUGACCAGUGUCGUGAAUUUUAGUGCAAAACACGAGCUUCACCAACACGCGUCCGCGAUGCCAAGAGCACACCGCGUGCGCCAUAAACAUCAUCAUAUGAAAAUUCGACACACCGCCGCCGAAGAGGAGCGAACUCGGCGCGGCUAUAAAAGUAAUGCUAAGUUCGUGAAUUCUAAGGUGGACAAGCUGCGACACAAUGUUCAUCCUCGGUCCCAUAACAACCGGCAUCAGCGUGUAUCAUCUCAUCAUCUUCAUCAGCGUGGUGGCAGCAGAAAAAUUCACACGCACUCGAGUCACGGUAGCAACAACCACAACAACAGUUGGCAGCAUAUCGCUGCAUCCGGCAAUUCAUCAUUCCCGAUGCAACGGCCAACAGAUGAGCAGAAGACGACGGCACGGACUGAGCGUGUCAACUUAAGUAAAACAGCGAAACCAUCAAGCAAAGACACCCGUUUGACUUCUCAAUCAAGAUCUCAUGGGGUCACAACCGUAACCCCAGCAAAACAGUCACCGGUUAGCGGUCGAGCCAGUUCUGGAGCCAACAGUCUCAGAACCAGUUCCAUCAGUAGAAGGUACUUUGAAGAUCUACUGCACAGCUAUCAGGGCAAACUGGUGUUACGGUCGCACAAUAGACUGCGAGGCGACGAUGAUUAUGCCUACGAUGAAGAUGAGGGUGACAACGAUGAGUACGACGAUGACGAUGAUGAUGAUGACGAUUACGAUGAGGACGAGGAUGAUAGUGAUGAUGAUGACGACGCUGAUAAUGACGAAAAUAACAACGAAGUGCAGGAAGACAAUGGUGAGACUCAAGGCGAUGCCGGUUACAGCAGCGUCACAACUGUGAACUCCGAAAUUUACGCAACUGGUAUUGCGAAUGGUUACAAACAAACGGCCCGAAAUACACAGAGCAGCGGAGGACAAACACAAGAUAACAGCUUCCAGCGCGACGGACUGGAUACAGCCCGAGAUAAGGAUUCCCAAACCGUUCCACUGAAGCCAACCGCUGCUCAGCCCACGCUGGAAGGAAGGAAAUCUCCGAAACAAUCUCCCCAUACUGAUAUGUCUCGUCUAGCUUCGCACCACGCUAGCAAGCUCCGGCGGGAAGGUAUUUGCUCGGUUCCGAAACCAAAGAUAAUAUUAGCCUCGACCGAUCCUACCAAGCAGUACACUCCCCAUUGCACAAUUCUGCAUCGCUGUGGAGACGAUGUGGGAUGUUGCCUGCCAACCCAAACCUGCGCCUCCUCGAAGAACACAACGAUUGAACUUUACUUUUUUGUUCAUACCGUUGGGUCAAGGUCAACAAUCGAAAGACUGAGCUUUAUUAACCAUACGGAGUGCGCAUGCAUCAAUCGACUUGAAGCCGUUUCUUCUACUUCAAUAACGCCGAUAUCGACAGUGCCGCCGCCGCCACUCGGGGCCCCGGUUUGCACUUGUCCAUCACUGUUCCAGCGUGUAAUUGAUAAUGACAACCGAUGUUUCUGUGAUUGCUCAUCAAGUGAUCCACAGUGCGACCAAUUUAAACGUGGUUUGGAACAUUUUUCCAUGGAAAAUAGAAGGUGCAUCAAAGACGGACGCUGUGAGGCGCCGGUUUGCGAAUACGGGCAUUACAACAUAGCCAAAGGCAAAUGUCCCACUCGAGAGGACAAGCUGAGCUACUCUUACAAGGGAUGAGCGGGGCGCGUAUUUAGCCGAACAGCAACGUGACAGUUAUUAGUGGUGUAAAUACUGGUUUACAUAAAUGAUUAUCGCAUUUCUUGAGAUUCCUAUAUGCCAUAUUUUUUUUAUCCUUGAUUUUGUGCAGCUAGUUGUGCCUUUUCUGGAACAGAAUGGACUGUUUACUGUUAUAGUUUUCAUCUACCGAUGGUUAGCUGUUACGUGUAGGCCUAAUUAUGACUUAAUUAAUAUUCGAAAUUCUCACACAGUUCAUCACAUCGUUAGUGUAGGUCGAAGUGCUCUGAACACUUGGUUUGUACAUAGAAAACUUAGUCUGUAAUCAUUGUUUCUGUGUAAACUGUGGAAGCAAUACCGGUUUAAAAUUUUUCAAUAAUCUUAAAAAAAUGUGUCAAAAUAGAUUUAUCUAGAUCUGAACAGAAAGAUGUAGUGCCAAAGUAAUCUAGUUAUAUAUCAGAACAAAAUUAAACAACAAUUUGUGCCUUUGGUGGAUUUUGCUAGAAUAGAAAAAGGCAUCUGUAAAGUUCUACCACAUAUGAAAAUUUAAUUUUAGAAUUAAUGUUUAUUCCAUAUACAAUUAUUUACAUCUUGUGCACGGUACUAUAAUCGCGUAGCAAUAAGUUAAAUAAACAAUUAUGCUAGUCACUUAAGACAAAUAGUUAUAUGGCUAUUAUAAUUUUUGAUUACCGGAAACGUACAACUAUAGUUACAUAUAUCACUUGUAAUGUUUUAUAAUAUAAUAAAAAAUAUAUAUGCAAAUAAA
Messenger RNA from Wyeomyia smithii (pitcher-plant mosquito), 3284 nucleotides. RefSeq names its product rho GTPase-activating protein gacZ-like. The transcript is spliced from 6 exons. Lineage: Eukaryota; Metazoa; Arthropoda; Insecta; Diptera; Culicidae. Gene Ontology annotation, biological process: hemocyte migration. The record is from RefSeq and is a predicted model, not a curated record. Gene Ontology annotation, cellular component: membrane. Bases 671 to 2521 code for a protein of 616 amino acids. Gene Ontology annotation, molecular function: growth factor activity.